Molecule: messenger RNA, 3291 nt
Organism: Hyla sarda
Lineage: Eukaryota; Metazoa; Chordata; Amphibia; Anura; Hylidae
Product: elastase-1-like
Exons: 6
Coding region: 98-1024 (308 amino acids)
Biological process (GO): proteolysis
Molecular function (GO): serine-type endopeptidase activity
Source: RefSeq, a predicted model, not a curated record
CUUAGUGUUGUGUCCCCUGUUUGAAGCUCAUAAUGACACUGCCUCUGCUGUAUAAAUACCCACACUACCCUCAGUACAGCAGUACUGGGACCUGGAAAUGAUUUUAAAGGAUCUCUUUAUUCUGCUCUUUGUGCUGUCAUUAGCACAGGCAUCCUCGCCCCAACACAUUGUACAUCCCAAGUUUCUACACCUGGACUGGCCAGCAGACUGUGGGGUUGCAUUUUUCCCACAAAACACAGCUGGAAGGAUUGUAUCUGGAAAUGAAGCACGUCCGUUCUCCUGGCCGUGGCAGGUUUCCUUGCAGGUUCGGGCUCGGGGGCAUAAGAAAUAUGUUCACGUCUGUGGUGGGACACUCAUUCACAAAAAUUGGGUCCUCACUGCGGCCCACUGUUUUCAGAAGGGGAAGGCAGAAGAUGCCACUAAUUGGAGGAUCGUCCUUGGGAAGCAUAACCUCAACCGUACAGAACCUACGGAAAAAAUUUACAAUGUGAAACGCAUAUACAGGCAUGAACGUUUCCGCUACCCACAUCUGAAUGAGCUAGACUAUGAUAUUGCACUAGUCAAGCCUGUAGGAGACAUACUAACCACCCACUUUAUAAAGUAUGCCUGCCUUCCUAAGAAAGAAAUGAUUCUGCGCCCAGGUCAUUUUUGCUGGGUAACUGGAUGGGGAGAUACUAGAGGUGGAAAUAAGAACCUUACAUUCUCAGAAGUUCUGAACCAAGCCAAGCUGCCAAUUAUUGACACCAAGACAUGCAAACAGAAAAAAUUUUGGGGUGAAAGGGUAAGAGAGUCAAUGAUCUGUGCCGGCUUCCGAGACAUUGGAGGGCCCCCUGCUGCCUGCCAGGGAGACUCUGGAGGUCCUCUUGUAUGUCAAAAUGGAAGAGAAAGGUGGGAAGUUCACGGUAUUGUCAGCUUUGGACCCAUUGGUUGCACAGUAGAGAACAAACCAAGUGUCUUCACUAGGACUUCAACAUAUAUUCCUUGGAUUGAGGCCACAAGGAUCCGUGAUUUCUUCCUACACUAAUGGAAGAAGCAGAAGCUUAAGUGCAUCUGGUCAAAUCUUGGAUUGUAGAAGGGAUUAAUGCUCAUUAUAUAUUGCAGGGAAUUAGUCUUAUUACAUGAAACAUAGUGUGUAUAAACCAUCUUUAGCAAUGUUUGCGUGUGUGUGGUACAGAACAUACUUGCAGAAAAAAGUGGAUGGUCAGUUCAAAUAUGAACUUUAAUGUCCUCUCUUCUAGAGGGGUUUAUGUUCUAGAGUUAUCUAGAUCUAAAGACUACUUGACCCCUACCUAGUUAUGCUAAAGAGUUCAUGUUACCAUUUGAGUGGUUGUAAACUGUAGACUGUAAACUAUGUCAGAAAAAGAACUGAUGUCAACUUCUACAUCAAUUAGGCCUUGUUUACAUCUGCGUCGGAGGCUCCUUUUGGGGUGAAUUAAGUCACUGCAGAAAAACUGAGCUAGAUGGGGCAGAACAAACACCAACAGAUCCCACGGACUUUAAAGGGGUCCGUCAGGUUUUUGUCUAAUGUCUUUUUAUUUAGCAGGAUUUGAGUGUACACAAAAAUAACACUAUUUGCAUAAUUUUUUUUCUUGUCCGCUCAGGUCCCACUAUUUAAAAGUAUUCUAUGACUUAGCUCUGCCCAAACAUAGCUUCAUCGUAGAUGUAAACCUAACCUCAUAUAUAUUUAACAAAAAAUAUUAAACAGCAGGAACUUAGUAGACGAGACAUUGCUUCUGGCAUUGUAGUGUUCCCUGUUCACAUAUAUUAUAAUCUAGUGUUGAUAAAGCAUCACACUUAACAUAACACUCUUUAGAAGAAAUUACUUUUAGGAUUAGCAUGAAUUUGUAUCUUUACAUCUCCUUAAGUGCACAGAUGAUACCACAUCUGAAGGUCUAGCAAUAUUAUAUAAUAUUUAACCUUAAAUAACUAAUAACUUCUGUAACAAAUCUUUAAUGUUUUCAUUGCUUACCCACUACUGGUCAUGUUGAUAACUACAACUCACUUGGAACAAAUCGUAAUUCAGCAUUUGCGUUUUUCAUGAAGGUCAUGAAAGGUCAUUUCAAAAUCUUGUUUUUUUUUUAAGAAAGCAAUAAAAAAUAGAACAUAUGAACAUAUUGGCAUGCACAUUUUUUAAAUAUAGAUAUUGAACAGUAUUAGUUUUUCAUCCAACACAAUGACAGCGACUUUAUCUGUUAUCACAUUUAAAGAGAAAAAAAAAGAAAAAAAAAGCUCUUAAUCAGAGAAAAGUGAACUGUGAGUCUGAUCCCUGUAGGGGUCUCAAAAUCUAGUAAUCAUAUCUGUGUUACAUUCUAGUAGAUGUCUCCUAUAUUUUGUCCACAAACUACUCAGCUUACAGAUGGGUGGCAAUAAUUACAUUCCAAGUAAUAUAAUAUAAAAGAGUGUGUUCAUUUUGGAAGCAGUUCUGGCAAAAGGGGGCUUAGUGUAAAACUAACAGUCCAACAGGUAAACAUGCCUAGAUUGAACUAGAUGACUGCUUAAAACUGAUUGCUUUUCCUUUCUGUCACAAUACAAACAUCAUCUGUUUAUCUACAAUUUGUCUACUAUAUUUCUUUAUGUUUUGUGACUUUUCAAUGUGGUUGACAUGCACUUGUAUAUAUUAUACACAGUCUUUUUAAAGAACAUAUUCAUUAUACCAAUAUCCAUACCGGUGCUAUGCAUCAGUUCUAACAUGUAUCUGUGUGUGCUUUCCUUUUACUUAUACUUUAUCAAGAUUGCUGUUUAUUAAUAUAUUUUUCUAUAUUAUUCUAUAUGAAAAUAAAAUAUUUAACCCCCAAAAAUAUUUAGAGCUAACACAAGGAAAAUGAGCUUUUUUUUUGUUAAUGUCUUACUAUCGGAUUGUGGUCAUACUGCAUCUGGCUUAAUAAAAUAAUGAAGCAUAAUUGGUAUUUACUGAGUGUUUGUUGUCUAUAAGUUUGUAUAUAGUGUUGUGACCAACAGUGUAGAUACCACAGAGUAUGGAAAUCUGAAAAAUGUUAACCUUUCUCUCUACAAAAAGAGAAGUAUUAAAAAACAAGGCUGAUAAAGGGCCCAAGUAUAACAAAGUCUUACUCUCACAUAGGUUAAAAAGAGGGUAUAUUAAUACCAUUCAUAGCAGCUAUCCAGUAAUAAUCCCUUCUGCCAAAGGUUGCCACAUGGAGACAACACAUGUCCAUGUUCCCAACUCUACUCUAUUACUACCGACAGUCUGCAUUAGUCUAUACAAAUGAAUCAAGUUCCUCAUCAUUGGAAGUUUUUAGAGAAAUAGAAAAAUAGUGAGAAGAGGAUUGCCCG